AUGGACGUAUAUGUCCAGAUCACAGGCCUGGACUCGGGGAAAACGCGCGGAGUCAAAGCACUGUUGGAUAGUGGCUGUAGUACCUGUUGCAUCAAUACCAACUACGCACGGGCAGAGAAACUGGAUAUCCAAGAACUUCCGCAACCCAUAGUGGCUCAUAAUGCUGACAACACCAAGAACAUCAGUGGCCGGAUCACGAAUUACGUUGACUUGAGGAUGGGAAUUGGUCCUCAUGUGGAGACCCGCACAUUCCUUCUGACAUGUCUAGGAAAAGCUCAGAUCUUCAUCGGCCUUGAUUGGCUAACAGAACACAACCCCAAGGUGGAUUGGCAGGAGCAGACGAUGAGAUUCAGCCGAUGCCCAGAGCGGUGUCACAUGAGGGGUCACGAGGAGCACCAAGCAAUGAUCGACAUGGAUGCAAUUGACCUGGACAUGGGCGCACCGGAUCUGGAAGAGGGAGAAUCAAUCCUGUUGAUCAACUUUGGAAAGGAGGUGGAUCUACAGUUGAAGGAAACACCGGCGCAGAAAUUCGCAGAAGAAGCGGAAAAAGAGAAGGAGAGGAUGACCGAGGGGAAGAUUCCGGAUCAAUACCGGGAAUUUGUCAAAGUAUUUGCCAAGGAAUCAUUCGACUCACUACCGGACCGACGAACCUGGGACCAUGCAAUCAAACUCAAACCAGGCUCCAAAGCAGUGGACUGCAAGGUUUACCCACUGUCACGAAACAAACAGGUCAAACUCGACAAAUUCCUACAAGAGAACCCGGCCAGUGGACGGAUCAGACCAUCAAAAUCACCCAUGGCAUCAGCAUUCCUCUUUGUCAAAAAGAAGGAUGGCUUGCUACGCCCCGUGCAGGAUUAUCGGAAGCUGAACGAGAUGACGAUCCGAAAUCGAUACCUGCUACCGCUGAUCUCCGAACUGGUCCAUAAUCUAUGUGGUGCCAAGUUCUUCACCAAGCUUGACAUCCGGUGGGGAUACAACAAUGUACAGAUCAAAGAGGGCAACAAGUGGAAGGCUGCGUUCCACACAAACCGCAGACUGUACGAGCCCUUGGUCAUGUUCUUUGAAAUUUCCCGGCAACCUUUCAAAACAUGA
Mycena citricolor is the source of this 1092-nucleotide messenger RNA. Lineage: Eukaryota; Fungi; Basidiomycota; Agaricomycetes; Agaricales; Mycenaceae. The record is from the annotation of a GenBank genome assembly.